AUGGGCAAGCGGCGACGGACGCCGUCGCCCGGAGCGCCAGCCACCAACCACUUGCCGAGCGAGAGCCGCGAGUCGGACUCGGACGACGAGCCGCUGUCGUCGCUGCGACUUCCGCCGCGCCCGCCGCCGCUCCCGAUCGAGUCGCACACGCCGAGCCACAUCCUUGCACUCCUCAAGGAGCAUCAGGUUGAUGGCAUCCGGUUCCUCUGGCGGGCAGUGGUGCUUCGUGGCUCGGGCGGAGUCCUCGCCCACACCAUGGGCCUCGGCAAGACGCUGCAAGCCAUCGUCCUUGCUGCCGCCUUUCUCCGCGCUCGAGUCGGCUCGCACGUCCUCGUUGUAGCACCUGUCAACGUCGUCGGCAACUGGGCGGCCGAGUUUGCCCGCUGGUUUGCCCCGCCGCACUCGAUCACCGUCACUGUCGCUGACGAGUCGCUCGGCGUUGGCGGGCGGCAGGCGCUCAAGGCGUGGAAGCGGCUCGGCGGCGUGGCGGUCAUUGGCUACGAGCAGGUUGUCUCGCUGCUGAGGAGAGAGCAGACCCGUGAGCUCCUCCGCGAGCUCCCGCAUCUGGUCAUCGCCGACGAGGGCCACCGACUCAAGAAUGCGGCGACGGCGACGUGGCAGGCGCUCGCCUCAAUCUCCACCCCGCGUCGAGUGGUGCUCACCGGCUCGCCGCUGCAAAACAAUCUUGAGGAGUACUUUCACAUGGUUGAGUAUGUGGCGGCGGGCUACCUCGGCGACGUGGCCUCGUUCCGGACAAAGUUUGGCAAGCCCAUCGCUGCCGGCUCAACCAUGGACUCUUCGCUGGAGGCGGUCAAGCUCUCACGCGAGCGCAUCGUCGUCCUCCACUCGAUCCUCGCGCCGGUUGUCCACCGCCGCGACUACUCGGUAGUGGCAAGCACCCUCCCGCCCAAGACCGAUGUCGUUCUCUUCUGCAAGCUGUCGUACGUCCAGCGCCGACUGUACCGGCGAUGGCUCGCCGAGGGCACGCGCUCGCUGUUCAAGGCCUACCACACGCUGCUCAAAGUGUGGAACCACCCGGACACGCUCGUGGCCGGGGGUGAGGGCGAAGUCGAUGACGCCAGCAGCCACGGUGGGUGCGGUCCGGGCCGAGCGCUCGAUGUACCUCCACUUGGCGGGCUCAUCCCGGAUGAUCUGUUUGACGCAGUACUGCUGGGCGAGCCGCGGCGUGGCACAGGUGCCAAGCAGAAGGAUGACGCCGCCGCCCGCGAACCGCCACGCUCGCUCUUCACUUCGUAUCUGGCGGGCGCGCCAGAGGCGGCAGCGAGGAUGUCGGCGGCGCGAGAGCGCGAGAAGAAGCAGAGCACGGUGCGGCAUGGGCGCGGCGCGAGGCCGCAGCGUGAGAACUGGUAUGCGGGCAUCUUGGAUCGCGCGGCCGGGUAUGUGGCAGGGCGUGCCGAGGUCUCGGGCAAGAUGGUGGUGGCGCUGGAGCUGCUGCGACGAGUGUGGGCAAGCGGCGAGCGCGCGCUGGUGUUUUCGCAGUCGCUGGCGGUCCUCGACAUGUUUGAGAAGCAUCUUGCCGACAAUGAGUUUGCCGGGCUGGCGGUGUUCCGGCUCGACGGCUCGACGCGGGCUGGUCAGCGACAGGAGGACAUUGCGGCGUUUAACAGCGCGGGCCGCGGGCCGCGGGUGUAUCUCAUCUCAACGCGGGCCGGAUGCGUGGGCAUCAAUCUGGUGACGGCGACGCGGGCCAUCCUAUUCGACGUGUCGUGGAAUCCUGCGCACGAUCUGCAGGCCACGUACCGGCUCUAUCGGUUCGGCCAGCAGCGGCCGGUCUUCAUCUACCGGCUGGUGAGCGACGGGACGAUGGAGGCCAAGAUCUUUGGGCGGCAGAUGCUGAAGCAGUCGCUUGCGCUGCGAGUGGUUGACGACGCGGUCGUCGAGCGGUUCUUCCACUCGCGGGCGCUCCGCGACCUGUUUGAGCUCGUCGAGCGCGACGAGUGCGAAAUCGAUGCCGACGUCGUCACCCGCGACGCGUGGCUGCAAGGCGUGGUCGACUCGGAUGCCGGCGGAUGGAUUCUCGGCUGCGAGGAUGUCGACGCCAUGCUUGGCUCGGGUGCAGAGCGCGCACUGAGCGUUGGCGAGAAGACGGCGAUCCUCGCCGAGUGGGAUGUGCUGCAAGUCCUCGAGGCUGAACAGCGCAAGCUUGUUGCCCGCGAGGAGGUCGGCAUGGGCCUGCGGCAGGCCAAGGCCGGAAUGCGAUCUGGCCUCGUGGCGGUGGAUCUUAGCGCCGGAGUAGGUAUCUCGAGCGGAAAGUAGCAGAACUCAAGC
Molecule: messenger RNA, 2289 nt
Organism: Thecamonas trahens ATCC 50062
Lineage: Eukaryota; Apusomonadida; Apusomonadidae
Exons: 2
Coding region: 1-2277 (758 amino acids)
Cellular component (GO): nucleus
Molecular function (GO): ATP binding; ATP hydrolysis activity; ATP-dependent chromatin remodeler activity
Source: RefSeq, a predicted model, not a curated record